GGCUCGAGCGCGAGUGAACAGGAGGGAGAUUUUUAGUCAACGGUACGGUGUUUUCUGUCGUUAAUUUCUCAUGGGCGCGUCUCUCCACCCUGUCUCCGUAGCAGAGCCGUAGAUGAAUGGAUGGAGCAUGUUCUCGAGAAACCCGUAGGACCUGUCGGAGAUGGCCUGAUGUUAUGGCAAUUUGGAAGAAGGACGUUCACAUUGAAGAAGAACGACAUGUUCGAGCCAACGAUCGCGACUACAAUGAGAGGUUCAGUUAUGCUGACAAUCACAUCAAGACAGCAAAGUACAAUGUUUUCACCUUCCUGCCCAUUAACUUGUUCGAACAGUUUCAACGUUUUGCAAACGCCUACUUCCUGGUACUGCUGAUACUGCAGUUAAUCCCAGAAAUCUCCUCUCUUUCGUGGUUCACCACCAUUGUGCCUUUGGUGAUGGUGUUGGCUAUCACAGCUGUCAAAGAUGCUACUGAUGACUAUUUCCGCCAUAAAAGUGAUCAACAAGUCAACACCCGGCAGUCUCAGGUACUCAUCAAAGGAAAACUGGAGAAUGAGAAAUGGAUGAACGUACGAGUGGGUGAUAUCAUCAAACUUGAGAACAAUCAGUUUGUUGCUGCUGACCUUCUCCUCCUCUCUAGCAGUGAGCCCUAUGGACUGUGCUACAUCGAGACUGCAGAGCUUGAUGGAGAGACCAACCUGAAGGUGCGCCAAGCCUUGACUGUGACCUCAGACCUCGGGGACGAUGUUGCGAAGCUUGCAGACUUUAACGGGGAAGUCAUCUGUGAGCCGCCCAACAACAAACUGGACAAGUUCACAGGGACUCUAUACUGGAAAGAUAACAAGUACCCACUGGACAAUGAGAAAAUGCUCCUGAGAGGCUGCGUUCUCCGUAACACCGAGUGGUGUUUCGGCUUGGUUAUCUUCGCAGGACUUCAAACCAAGCUGAUGCAAAACUGUGGGAGGACGAAGUUGAAACGGACCAGCAUUGAUAAACUGAUGAACACCUUAGUUCUGUGGAUCUUUGGAUUUCUCAUCUGUAUGGGGAUCAUAUUAGCUAUUGGAAACACUAUUUGGGAGCAGAAAGUAGGCAGCAACUUUUGGGAGUAUCUUCAGUGGAAGGAACUUACCAUCAAUGCAGUCUUCUCUGGCUUCCUGACCUUCUGGUCCUACGUUAUCAUCCUUAACACUGUCGUACCCAUCUCUCUAUAUGUCAGUGUAGAGGUUUUGCGGCUGGGCCAUAGUUACUUUAUAAACUGGGACAGACGAAUGUACUACAGCCGUAAGGCCACUCCUGCCGAAGCACGGACCACCACCCUCAACGAGGAGCUGGGCCAGGUGGAGUUCAUCUUCUCAGACAAAACAGGCACCCUCACCCAAAACAUCAUGGUGUUUAACAAGUGCUCCAUCAAUGGGAAGACCUACGGUGAUGUUUAUGACGAGUUUGGGCAUAAAGUGGAUAUUACAGACAAAACACCAUGUGUAGAUUUCUCCUUCAAUCCACUGAUGGACAGGAAAUUCCGUUUCCAUGACAGCAGCUUGGUCGAAGCCAUCAAGCUGGAAGAGCCUCUGGUGCAGGAAUUCUUCCGUCUGUUAGCGCUCUGCCACACCGUCAUGCCAGAAGAGAGAAAUGAGGGGGAGCUGGUGUAUCAGGCACAAUCUCCGGAUGAAGGAGCCCUGGUUACUGCUGCACGCAACUUCGGCUUCGUUUUUCGCUCCAGAACUCCAGAAACCAUCACUUUAUAUGAGAUGGGUCACGCGGUCACCUAUCAGCUGCUGGCCAUCUUAGACUUCAACAAUGUACGGAAGAGAAUGAGCGUUAUUGUGAGGAACCCAAAGGGGCAGUUAAAGCUUUACUCAAAAGGAGCCGACACAAUACUCUUCGACAGGCUGGACCCGUCUAAUGAAGAGCUUAUGUUUACUACCUCAGAGCACCUUAAUGAGUUUGCCGGGGAGGGUUUGAGAACAUUAGCGCUGGCGUACAAAGACCUGGAUGAAGAUGUGUUUGACGAAUGGAUGAAGAAACUGCUGUUUGCCAGCACGGCACUGGAGAACAGAGAAGAAAAACUCGGGGCUCUGUAUGAAGAAAUAGAGCAGGGCAUGAUGCUGCUUGGUGCUACAGCCAUAGAGGACAAACUUCAGGAAGGAGUUCCAGAGACUAUCGCCUGUCUGACCUUGGCCAACAUCAAGAUCUGGGUGCUCACCGGGGACAAGCUAGAGACGGCAAUGAACAUCGGCUACUCCUGCAGCAUGCUCCGAGACGACAUGAACGAGGUGUUUAUAAUCUCAGGUCACACCACGCUUGCGGUUCAACAGGAGCUCAGGAUGGCUAAAGAGAGAAUCAUGGGACCUUGCAAAGACAAAUUCAGCAGUGGCCUUGACAUGGAAAAGACAGAACUGUACUCGAGUGACUCUGUCUUUGAAGAGACCAUCAUCGCAGAGUACGCUUUAAUCAUCAACGGACACAGUCUGGCUCAUGCCCUGGAGGCAGACCUGGAGCAGAUCCUGGUGGACUUGGCAUGUCUGUGUAAGACGGUCAUCUGCUGUCGGGUCACUCCACUGCAGAAAGCUCUGGUGGUCGAGCUCAUAAAGAGACACAAGAGAGCCGUCACUCUCGCCAUCGGAGACGGAGCCAAUGACGUCAGUAUGAUCAAGACGGCCCACAUUGGCGUGGGCAUCAGCGGACAGGAGGGGAUGCAGGCGGUGUUGGCCUCUGAUUAUUCCUUCGCUCAGUUUCGCUACCUGCAGCGCCUCCUGCUCGUCCACGGCCGCUGGUCCUACCACCGCAUGUGCAACUUCCUCUGCUACUUCUUCUACAAGAACUUCGCCUUCACACUGGUUCAUUUCUGGUACGGAUUCCUCUGUGGAUUCUCUGCCCAGACGGUAUACGACCAGUGGUUCAUCACACUCUUCAACAUUGUCUACACCUCACUUCCUGUUCUGGCUAUGGGCCUGUUUGAUCAGGAUGUGAACGAGCAGUACAGUUUACGCUUUCCAAACCUGUACAGACCUGGGCAACUGAACCAGCUCUUUAACAAGAGGAAGUUCUUCACCUGUACUCUGCAGGGGGUCUGUACCUCAUUUAUCCUCUUCUUCGUCCCAUAUGGAGCCUUCUUGACCGCUGUCCGGGAUGACGGCGCCCUCAUCUCUGAUCAACAGGCUUUCGCGGUAACCAUAGCAACCUCUUUGGUCAUUGUGGUCAGUGUCCAGAUUGGGCUUGACACCAACUACUGGACCGCAGUUAACCACUUCUUUAUCUGGGGAAGUCUAGCCGUUUACUUUGCGAUCCUUUUCGCAAUGCACAGCGACGGCAUUUUUACCAUAUUCCCAAACCAGUUUCCUUUCAUAGGUACUGCACGUAACUCUCUGAAUCAGAAGAUUGUGUGGCUGGUCAUCCUCCUCACCACAGUCGUGUGUAUAAUGCCCAUGGUGGCUGUCCGGUUCAUCAAGGCUGAUCUCUAUCCAACACACACUGACAAGGUGCGUUUACUUCAGCAGGCCUCUAGGAGGCAGGGUCCUCAAGAACAGAACCUCAGGAGAGUCCGCAGGACGAGUUCUCGACGUUCGGCGUACGCUUUCGCCCACCAGCAGGGAUACGGAGAACUCAUCACCUCCGGCAAGAACAUGAAGGUACCCACAUCCUCCACUUCCACAUACCCACUGUCCUCGCCCACAAGAGGCACCAGCUUGGUGAAAAACAGCGGAGUGAGCGGCACAACCGAUGCGGCAGAGACCGGCAGCACUGGAUUUAGGAGGGAAAGUGACCAAAACCAAGAGGUAACGGUGGAAGACUUGGAGGAGAGAUAAAGGAGCUUUUAUCUUCCUUUACACAAGGAAGAGGAAUUAGCGCCUGUCUUCAAUGUGAGAAAAUGAUAAUGGAUUGUGAGCAAACACACUCUAGGCACGACUAGACUAUGGGAGGGCUAGACAUGCACAGGAGACUACAAAGAGCUAGCACAGUGAAGCACAGAUUACACUCAAAGUUUUCUCAAAGGCAUCCGUUUAAAUUUGAAAAUGAACCUGAGAUUCGUUUAAAUUUCAAUUUGUAUUUUCACCUCUUCUGGCACAAAUCCAAGUUCAAUGUUUUUGUAUUUCGAGUUUUAGGAACCUGCUUUUAUGCUUUUGCAUGGAAGCUUGUUUCUGCCACAGGAUAUAAGAAUAAAAAGGUAAUUGUGACUUUUUAUGUCACAAUUCAGACUUUUUCUUUGUCAUUUUGAAUUAAUUAAUCUCACAUAUAUCUCGCAAUUGUAAGAAAAAAAUCUCAAUUGAUACAAAAGUAAGAAAAGAUAAGAAAAGUCGGAUUUGUGAGGUUAUUUCGCAAUUGCAAGAAAAAAUUAUAAAUUGAGAUUAAGCCGCAGUUACUUUUUUUAUAUUUAAUUCCGACAAAAAAAAAAUCGGAGUAGCAAAAUGUAAAUCUAGAAUUCUGAGAAUUUUUUUCCUCGCAAUUCUGCAUUUAUAUCUUGCAAUUUUAACUUUUUUGUAGAUCUUGAAAUUCUGCAUUUUUCUCAGAAUUCUGAGCUUACAUCCCACAAUUCUGUUUUUUUUCCCGCAAUUGUGAGAAAAAAAAAGUCAGAAUUGCAAGAUGUUAUGAUUUUAGUCAGAAAUGUGAUAUAUUGUCUUGCAAUUACAUUGCAAUUACACUACAAAUUGUGAGAUAAAGCAGCAGUUAGUUUUUUAUAUUUAGUUCAAUGACACAAACAAAAAAAAGAAUUGCACAAUGUAAACUUAGAAUUCUGAGAAAAAGUCAGAAUUGUGAGAUACUGUAUAAACUCAAAGUUUCAAGAAGAAAAAAAAAACAAUAUUUUUCAUCAUCCCCCAGGAAAAGAAAUCUGAAUUUAGAAUUGUUAGAGAAAGUUGCAUAUAUAUAUAUGUUUAUUUAUUUAUUUUUUAAUUCCGCUGCAGAAAUUGCCUUCGAUAUGCGAAUGAUUCAGGCAUUGAACCAAUAAAUUCAACUUGAGUUUACGUUCAACACAUGACAUCAUUCUAACAAUACUAAUAAAGCAUAAGGGAGUAAACAUGUACACGUAUGUGAAAUAAUACCUCUUAUGUUGUUAUAAACACUGAUGCAGCCAGUGGUUUAGGAUUAUAAAUGCAUUGCAUAUUAAAUAUGGAUUUGUUUAAAGACCUGGAAGUUGCAUCACAGAUACCUAUUCUCAGUUUACUAAAAUGCACCCAAAUGCAUCAACCAAAUGCAUCCUGGAGGAGUAGUAACACUUAGACAUGGGGGUAAGUGAAUAAUAACAACAUUUUUGGGUGGAGUAACCCUUUAAAUUGGUUUUAAAAGGUUUUAAAAUGCCAGAUUUUAUUUUAAAUAUACCUUUUUUAAAAUAGAAAAACAUUAAACAAAGUGUAAAAACAUUCCACCCUUGCCAAUGAUUCAAACCGUAGUUAGUGCUUCUGCAUGCAGCGCAGCGAACUGAGAAUAUUGAGUUUUUACGCAGUAAAAGUCGUGCCUUCCAUCAAGCGAAAGACUGAAGCAUUCACACGUUUAUACUUCUAGAAUUCCACAUGCAUCCAAUACAAAGGUCUAUAAAGUGGGCAUUUUAUUUACUGUAACAGAAGGAAUUUUUGUGCCUUUUUGUUUUCCUUUCAUUAAAGGAAGUACUUUCAGUUGUCGAGUUGAAUGUGUUGCCAUUGUUUUUUUUCUUUGAUUCAGGCUGUUCAUUGCCCUCAUUGACUACAUUAAUGUAGAUCAUAUUUUUUCUAUAAUUUAUUUGACGAAGGGGGUCGUGCAACAUUACCUGUUUAUGAAUGUACAGCUGACAUGUUAAUUUAAUGUGAUGUUAAAUAUAUUUAUGACGAAUGUAUAAGAUUUUCUGCUGUGCUACUUUGUCAACAAAGACCAUGCAGAUUCUUUAUCGUUUUUAUUUAAAUGCAUGGAUUUUUAUACAAGUCAUUGUAAUUUUUAUAUGAUAUGCAUUAAAUGGCCAUUGUUGAGUUUAUUUAAAAAGGAAUGUUUGCGUUCAUGUUUCAAAUGUUUUACUCUCUUCAGAUUCUUGAAAUGAGUGGAUUUAGUCAACGGAAAUUCACCAAACAAUGAUCAUUUCUCUAAUGCCUUGACAACCUUAAAUUGUCUAUAUAAAGAUCAGAGUGCUUUCUUCAUUCUUUUAAGACACACAGA
Carassius gibelio (silver crucian carp) is the source of this 6114-nucleotide messenger RNA. It is a transcript of the gene atp8b4, whose product is annotated as ATPase phospholipid transporting 8B4. Gene Ontology annotation, molecular function: ATP hydrolysis activity; ATPase-coupled intramembrane lipid carrier activity; magnesium ion binding. The record is from RefSeq and is a predicted model, not a curated record. Gene Ontology annotation, cellular component: plasma membrane. Gene Ontology annotation, biological process: phospholipid translocation; Golgi organization. The transcript is spliced from 28 exons. The coding region runs from base 117 to 3800 and encodes 1227 amino acids. NCBI's taxonomy places the organism in Eukaryota, Metazoa, Chordata, Actinopteri, Cypriniformes, Cyprinidae.